UUAAAAAUCAUCUUCGGAAGAGAUGAAAGAAAUUGAUUCUAACGACAGCACCUGGGACAACCAGACCAUGGGGUCAGAAGCAAACGCUGAUGAUUCGGACACGAUUCUCAAACAAAGUCCCCCGAUCAUUGCUGUCUUCGUGAUCGGCUACCUGUCGGUGUUUGUCGUGUGCAUUGUCGGGAACCUGUUGGUCAUCUAUGUGGUGAUGAAGAUCCCGCGGAUGCGGACGGUCACCAACUACUUCAUCUUGAACUUGGCGACGAGUGACCUCCUGGUGGCCGUGUUCUGUAUCCCCUUCACGCUGGUCGAUAACAUCAUCAAAGGCUGGCCAUUUGGAGAGUUUAUGUGCAGAUUGUCUCCUGCUGCGGCCACCAUCAGCGUCGCUGCCUCAGUCUUCACACUGGUAGCUAUCGCACUAGACCGGUACUAUGCUGUUCUCUAUCCAACGGUGAGCAAGUUCACAGUCAGGAGCACCAUCUGGACCAUCCGACUCAUCUGGUUCCUCGCCAUCAUCAUGGGCAUCCCCGUCAUGGUCAUCAUGGGUCCGCCGGCAGAAGAAGACAACCCCAGCGGGGCACAGAUGUGCAUAGAGCGGUGGCCUACGGAGGACUACCGGCGAGCCUUCACCGUCAGCCUGCUCCUCGUGUGCUUCCUCCUGCCGCUCAGCAUCAUCGGGUACCUCUACGUCCGCAUCGGCUACAGAAUCUGGUUCAACAUGUCUCCCGGGCAGACCAAGGCGUCGCACGACGCUCGCACGUCCGUCACCAAGCGGAAGACGAAGGUCAUCAAGAUGCUUCUGGUGGUCGUGGUGCUGUUCACUCUGACGUGGCUGCCUCUGCAUGUCGUCAUGAUGCUAAGCGACUUCGGAAGGCUGAGCAAGAGUCAGGAGCAGGUCGUGUGGUUCUACGUGUUCCCCGUGGCGAACUGGCUGUCGUACCUCCACAGCGCCAUCGACCCGCUGGUUUACGGCUACUACAACCGCGCCGUCAGGUCAGAGUUCAAGAGCAUGCGGACGCGCAGCAUGCAGAGCUCCAUCGCCAUGACGUCGUUCAGCGAAGGUCGCACCAGGAUGUCCACGAUCGGCCGGUCCACUCGCCGGGCUGCCGAGCACACGUCCACACCGUCCGAGCUGCUCAGAGAUUAA
Messenger RNA from Branchiostoma belcheri (Belcher's lancelet), 1144 nucleotides. RefSeq names its product neuropeptide FF receptor 2-like. Gene Ontology annotation, cellular component: membrane. Gene Ontology annotation, molecular function: neuropeptide receptor activity; peptide binding. Lineage: Eukaryota; Metazoa; Chordata; Leptocardii; Amphioxiformes; Branchiostomatidae. Gene Ontology annotation, biological process: G protein-coupled receptor signaling pathway. The transcript has 4 exons. The coding region runs from base 23 to 1144 and encodes 373 amino acids. The record is from RefSeq and is a predicted model, not a curated record.